This is a messenger RNA of Leptopilina heterotoma, 3146 nucleotides long. It is a transcript of the gene Hrs, whose product is annotated as hepatocyte growth factor-regulated tyrosine kinase substrate. Bases 447 to 2636 code for a protein of 729 amino acids. The transcript is spliced from 11 exons. The record is from RefSeq and is a predicted model, not a curated record. NCBI's taxonomy places the organism in Eukaryota, Metazoa, Arthropoda, Insecta, Hymenoptera, Figitidae. Gene Ontology annotation, molecular function: metal ion binding; ubiquitin binding; phosphatidylinositol binding.
CAGUUACUUAUCUGACAAUUUCUACUUCUUUGCUUAACUUUUUUAGCAAAAAUAAAUAUUAAAUUGUGUAGCAAGUGUCAUGUGAUGAAACAACUUUUCCAAUAAUUAGUAGGUUAACAUAAAAUCAAAAUUACUGUGUUUGCUUAAAUUGAAGUCUGUAUUGUUAGGAACGUAGACAAUGUUUCGACCUGCCUCAAGUUUUGAUAAAUUACUUGAAAAGGCUACUAGUCACCUACUUCUAGAGCCAGAUUGGCCUUCUAUUAUACAGAUUUGUGAUCUUGUCAGACAAGGAGAUACUCAGUAAGCCCAAAUAUGUACUUUCGGCAAUAAAGAAGAAAAUAGUGAAUCCAAAUCCUCAUAUUGCUCUUUUUGGAUUGCAAGUUCUAGAAUCUUGUGUUAAGAAUUGUGGCAGCUUAAUUCACGAUGAAAUUGGCACAAAGCAGUACAUGGAACAGUUGUGGGAUGUUGUAAAGAACACUCAACAUGAAGAAGUUAAAGUAAAAGUCUUAGAACUAAUUCAAGCCUGGGCAUAUGCUUUUAGGAAAACUCCUAAAUAUAGAGCUGUUCAGGACGUGGUGAAUAUUAUGAGAGCAGAAGGUCAUAAAUUUCCGCUGUUGAAAGAAAGUGACGCCAUGUUCAGUGCCGACACUGCUCCAGAGUGGGCAGAUGGAACAAUGUGUCAUCGCUGUCGAGUACCUUUUACCCUGGUUCAGCGCAAGCAUCAUUGCAGAGCUUGUGGACAAGUAUUUUGUCAGCAAUGUUCAAGUAAAAAUUCAACGCUUCCCAAAUUUGGGUUUGAAAAAGAAGUCAGAGUUUGCGAGUCUUGCUACGAGCAGUUCCAUAAGCCUGCAGCAUUAUCAACGAAGGAAGCAGAACUUCCUGCAGAGUACCUUAACAGUUCGUUAGCUCAGCAAGUACAGGUUCCACCUCGAAAGACAGAAGAUGAACUUCGUGAAGAGGAGGAAUUCCAAUUGGCUUUAGCAUUGAGCCAAAGUGAAGCGGAGCAUAAAGAAAAAGAAAAGAAACAUUCGACUGGUCCUUCACGCACAAAUGCAGUAACAGUUACUAAAGUAACAUAUUCACCACCACCACCAUCUCCGGGCACAAGUUCGGUUGGAGUCGCAGAUGAUGAUGAAUUAUAUCCGGAACUGGCAAAAUAUUUAAAUCGGCAAUAUUGGGAACAGAAGCAAAUAGCAACAGAUGAUCAUAGCUCUAGAAUAAACAUUACGAGUCCAUCUGCUCCUAACAUUAAUACUCAUACAUCUCAAAAGAUAAUCAGUGUCAAACAACAAAACGGCGAAGUUGAUACAGAAAUGGAAAUGUUUGUAAAUGCCUUACAAUCGCAAGUGGAAAUCUUUGUGAAUCGCAUGAAAAGCAACUCUUCUCGAGGAAGAUCAAUUGCUAAUGACAGCUCCGUCCAAACUUGGUUCAUGAACAUCACAGCAAUGCACUCAAGGUUACUGAGAUACAUUCAAGAGCAGGACGACAAAAGAGUGUAUUACGAAGGAUUGCAGGAUAAGGUUGCUCAAAUCAAGGAAUCUCGACUUGCUUUAGAUGCACUGCGGGAAGAACACAGAGAAAAGUUAAGAAGGGAAGCUGAAGAAGCUGAGAGACAAAGACAACUGCAAAUGGCUCAUAAAUUAGAAAUUAUGCGAAAAAAGAAACAGGAAUACUUGCAAUAUCAACGUCAGCUGGCCCUUCAGCGAAUUCAGGAACAGGAACGCGAAAUGCAAAUGAGACAAGAACAACAAAAGCAGCAAUAUAUUUUGGGAGUCUAUCAGCCGCAUCCGAAUUUUAUUGGACCGCCUUCUCAAAAUUCUCCAGUGCAUCAAGUUCAGUACAUGAAUCCAGGAUGUAACUACAACUCGACACCUGCAACUCACCAGAAUGUUUACGGUUAUGGUCAGCCUCCAGCGGGAGGUUAUCCAAUAAAGAAUUACGGAUUACCAAUCGGUUCAAAUAAUAGCCAAGAGCAGCAGCAAAUGCCGGCUGAUUUUUCCAUGCAGGGCAGAGAAAAUCUUGGGCACGUUACGAUUUCUGGACCUUCCAUGAUAUCGCAAAUAAGUGGCAAUUCUGUACCUCCAUUACAAGCACCCAACCCUUCAGGCGUAGUGCUGAACGCCAACCUUCAAAACAACCUCGGUCACAUGAGGUCUCAACCUCAACAAGGAAUUCCAAUCCACGGUUCCUUGCCCCAGAGGCUUCCUCUACACGUGAUGCAGGCCCAGGGAUUGCAGUCACAAGACACUCAAAGUCAAAUGGCUUCUUGUCAAACUGGCCCACAAGUCGGCGGACAAAUAUCAACAUCUGUGCAUGACCCAUCCAACCCAAUGGGACACCACGCGACCAUUCAGCAGCAAGGGCCUUCUGUGUCUCACGGCAGUGCAAUGGAGCAACAUGCACUGAACAUCAAUAUUGAAACUCGAAAUUUGGGACCUAACCACUCUGCUCAGCUGCCACAUCAAGCUUCUGCUAUGGAGAGACCUGUCGCCUCAGGGCCUUCGGUUCCAUUCCCAGCAACCACAGCAAAUCAACCGAUCAACUUCAACCCGUUGGCUAAGCCUCAACCGACAGAGAAUAUGCAACAAAAGGAGGAGCAGAAACUCGAUAUUGCUGAACUUAUUUCUUUUGAUUAAUUAUUUUUUAACCCAUGCAACGUGGAAAACUUUUAAUUUCUUUUUUAACACUAGUAGGUAAGAAGAUCUUGGUAACAAACAUUGGUAGAUGAUGACUAUCAUCAAUCUAUAUGAAAUCCAGAAAAUUAAAAAAGUAUAUAUAUAUAUAAACUAAUGAAGAAAGGAAUAUCUUUUAAAAUAACUUUCAUUUGUUUUAUGAAAUUGAUGAAUAGUACUAUGCUACUAUUGAAAUUUAAAAAUGCAUUCUAUGCUGAAUUAAUUAAUUCUCGAAAUUUUAAAUAUUAUUGUUUAGAAAGUGUUGAAAUUUUCCUUGAACUUAAAAACCUGAUAGGAGAAUAGAAUUUUGUUUAAUAAUUAAAUUUUUAUUCAAGUUCUUAGUCUGGAAAUCUUAUUAAGAAAUCUUUAAGUUAUAGUGAUAUUUGAACUGCUUUAACUUUUAUGUAUGUAUAUUUUUCGCAACAAAAAAGGAAUAGGUAUAUAUAUAAAAUAUAAACAAUCCUUCAGAUAUAA